This is a messenger RNA of Fomitiporia mediterranea MF3/22, 3290 nucleotides long. RefSeq lists its product as uncharacterized. The transcript is spliced from 3 exons. NCBI's taxonomy places the organism in Eukaryota, Fungi, Basidiomycota, Agaricomycetes, Hymenochaetales, Hymenochaetaceae. The coding region runs from base 129 to 2846 and encodes 905 amino acids. The record is from RefSeq and is a predicted model, not a curated record.
CUCUCAUUCCUUCAUUAUCUGCAAUAGUGUCAGAUAGAGCGCCAUCCUUAGCUUGCAGUGACCCGGAGUCACUGAGUACUCGAAAUUUAAUUUGUUUGGCGCAGCAACUCAAAUAUUUACAAGUCCGGAUGGGCAUGGGCUUCAUCGACUCAUUUCCCUUCUCUCUCGGCUCCUUCGCAAUUCUCGAUGACCUCGAUGACUGCAGCUCUACCACGGAUACCUAUGUCGAGCGAAAGCGUUCUACCGCUUCUGCAAACAAAUCCAAGUCGAAGGCUAAGCAAUCUACCACGACGAUUUCGCGUGCACUCGCGAAUGAAGCUGUAAGCAAACGUGCCGACGUGACUUCGAGAGUUGCGGAAACCGCGCGGUCUACAACCGUUGCAAAUCUAAAUGUAGACGGUGCUACUAAACCACAUGGUGCUGCUACCAAUAUAAGUGCAAAGCACUCCGUUGCGAACGAGACGGCUGCGAAGCGAUCGACGGCCACCGCGCCUGCCGCACCUGGUCACGAACCGUCUCGUCGCCCAAAGCACGAGAAGCGCGACGAGGGGGGAGAACGAAAGAAUGAGACCACGAGAAUAGAGCAGAAGAAGGGAGAACAGAAGAAGGAUGAGACGAUCAUCGAAGUCCAGACUAUUACUAGGGAGACAACAAGAUCGGCAUCAAGAUCUCAGGCUCCAUCCUAUUCCCAAGGACCGUCCCGCGCACCUCCAAUUUCCGAGGUUGGUACGAAGGUCGACGUCUCCACAGAGGAACUCCGCAAAGAAAACCGUGCGCUCCGUAGACGGGCUGAGCGACUUGAGAAGGACCUCGCCGCAUACCGCCGACAUGCCGAGCACUAUCGUGACCGACGACGAGAAGCUGACCGGGAGCGCCUCAAAGCAGAGGAACGUGCCAAAGAUCUCGAGAUUAUUGUCACGAACAUGCGGGAAAGCUAUGAACUCGAACUUGACGACCUUCGUACACAAUUAACUGAAUAUGCUGCGAAGGCAGCAGCAGCAGCAUCUGCUACACAGCUAUUUGCUAAGGACAUUACCGGUCAGACCGAAGAACGGCCCGCAGCUUCGGUGCAUGAGCAACCGGCGUCAGUUCGCGCUCCUUCAGUAAUACAGGUGGCAAGAGAUAUGCAUGAAUUGUCUGUCCAAACCGAUCCUGUACUUGCGCAGGAAUUGCCUCCACGACCAACUGCACCAUUACCUGGUGCUCUACCUCCAAUAGUCGAGGAUGCUCGGGAGAUCUCGACACUCCUUGCAAAACUCGAGCUUCAAGGCGCGGAGCUACAAGCUUUAAAACUUUUCCACGAUGAAACCCCUCAAAUACCCUUGGAUACCUUAACGUCUUCCGUAAGGACACUCAACACCGAAUUGCGUAACCUUGCAACUGCAAUGGCUAGUAGCAUACCCUUAGGCCGGACCUGGGAGGUUGCGCAAGCUUGGGCACUCGAAGCUGCAGAACCUUCUCUCGCACGCUGUUUACGAUUACUUUCGGGUGUUAAAGGUGCUGACUUCGCAGAGGACACGACGCUUGUUCGUCUUGCCCUCCAAGGAUGGAUCGUUUCAUGUCUACAACGUGUCUUUGAGAAAUUCUUGUUCGGACUUGAGAACUCUGAAGAUGAGAUGCUUAGACGAGUCUUCGAGCGCGUACAAGCACGAGAAUCCCCUGCAAUUGCAGCGCGCUGGAGAGCCCUCGCCCGUCUACACGCACGUACACUCGCCAUGCCUCCCGUCUCCUCACCAACAAGUCCAUCAGCAACGUUCUCCGCUGCCAGAGAUCACGCCGUCCAUCUUCUCGAAAUGGACAUCCUCGUCGGAGCCGAAUCACUCUUACGCUUCGCAGGCGCACAUAGUCCCCCAGGCGUCCUCCUCGCAGAACUCAGCACUGCGUACGGACGACGGAUAUCCCGAGUCGUGCGACGAGCUGCGAAACUUGCAAGUGACCUUGCUGAACGUGCGCCUGUAGGGUGUGAGGUGUUCACUGUUGCUGAAGAGGCCGAGCACGGUCACGCUCGAGGUGGUGGAGGUGUAUUUUUGUGUGGGUGUAUGGAGAGUGUCGAUCAAGAGUGUCGACAGUGGAUUGGGAAGACGCAUCAUGAGAACGAGAAUGACAGACGAACGAGGGGGACAAGAACGAGGACGCACACGCGUGCAGGGACGGUACGGAAUAAGAGCAAGACGAGAAGUCACGCGAGGUCGGCGACGACAUAUGCGGAUACGAAUACUCGAUAUUGGCGCGCGGAAGAUAGCGACAAGGAGACUGAGGAUGACGAUAGCGAAGAAGAGGAAGAGGAUACCGAAGGCAAUGGAGAAGAGGAUAUUUUCGUAGAAAGUCCAAGGGUACACAUUACUGUGGAUGAGGAAGGCUACGCACUUACACACGAAACGGUUAUGUGUUCUCUCGGAUUCGGACUUCGGCGUGUCCUGCGCGGCGCAAAGCGAAAAGACGAACAAGAAGGAGCAAGAGGACCGCGUAUACAACACAGCACGGAAGACCUCCAACGCGAACGUCGCCGUGUACCCAAACCUCAAGCCCAAGCCAUCCGCACUACCAAUUCACGAUCUGAAGCGAAAUCAACAUACACCAUCAAACUCAGCACCGUUUCCUCAUCUUCACCAUCCACGCCAACUUCAGCAUCGAGUCACACCGAACGUCAGAAACCUCGUAAUCGACAGCAGCAUUCCACUGCGGAUCACGAGAGUCACGCUGCGCACCAGGAUGAACAAGAUGAACAGAAACAAGAGGAGGGAAGAGAAGUUGAAGUCCUCGUCAAGACAGACGUCCUCAUGUCUUCAACAGUCGACUUGCUCCGCAAACGCGUCGUCCGCUCUGUUGCUCCCUCCACCACCUAAAUAUGGACAGAGGGGACAAAGGGAUUCCGAAAGCGUUGGUUGUGGAUUCACGCAGAUCCUCUUCGCGUAGAUCAAUCACAUCGGGUCUAAACGCAUACUGCUAUCAGACUCUCCGUUCCGAGACUGCAUGGAUGGAAACCCUCUCGAUCGUAAUCUUCGGUCUUCCGUACCACUCACUAACACAUGAAUAUUAAGGGAUGACGGUAAUGGUGAUGAUAAUGAUAAUUGUAUAUCCAUAUUUACUACCGUCCUAACUAAACUCGACUUGCUUGCUCCUCUAUUUGUUUGUUUGUUUUGCUUGCUCCUUUCUUAUGUUGAUAGUUUAUUUGUUUAUUCAGUGUAAGAAGGCAAUCUAUAUCUUUAUUAAGCUUUUUCGUAGUUAUUGUAUAUAAAUAUGUUAUAUCUGCAUCCAUCAUACAAUAUCUAUAUUAAUUUUAUACGCUC